GAGGCCUCGACUAUUUGUACAAUGAUGUUAGGAUCGCCAGGUCUUUCUUUUGUAUCCAUCCCGGAGCGUUGACAGACUGGUCGGCGAAUGUGUCCUGUGGCAAUGCCCGCGCGACGAGGCGUCGGACUUCCCCUUCAGCCGAUCCCUGUCGCUGCUCCAGACGCGCCUGCGAUGAUGGGACAGCUCUACGCGCCGCUCCUCGCAAAGGGCACCAAGGGGACGAUCGUCAACAUUCGCUCGGGUACUGCGAACAUCGGGAAGGACGACGGGACUGCGAUGGCGAAGUACAGCGUGAGUAAGACGGUCAACAUGCUGACGUACAAGCAGGGCAAGGCGCGCCCGGACUUCACCGUCAUUUAGCUGAACCCCGGAUGGGUGAAGACGGACAUGGGCGGCUCCAGCGCGGCGUUGCAGCCCAUGGAGAACGCCGCCGGACAGCUGAAGGUGGAAGUUGGGGCUUAAGAAGGUUCUUGGUGUAUGACGGGCAAGAGCUGCCUUGGUAAAUGCGUACUAGUGAGCGCUAGGUGAGACAUGUGUGUAUUGUGUCGAUGAUGAGUGCGGAAUGCGCAUACAGCGCGGUGC
Rhodofomes roseus is the source of this 582-nucleotide messenger RNA. RefSeq lists its product as uncharacterized. The coding region runs from base 88 to 360 and encodes 90 amino acids. The record is from RefSeq and is a predicted model, not a curated record. Lineage: Eukaryota; Fungi; Basidiomycota; Agaricomycetes; Polyporales; Fomitopsidaceae. The transcript has 2 exons.